AUGGCGCCGAAAGCAGAGAAGAAGCCCGCCGAGAAGAAACCCGCCGCCGAGAAAGUGCCAGCGGCCGAGAAGGCUCCUGCGGAGAAGAAGCCGAAGGCUGGCAAGAAACUCCCGAAGGAAGGCCCGUCCGAGAAGAGGAAGAAGAGGGCGAAGAGGAGCGUGGAGACGUACAAGAUCUACAUCUUCAAGGUGCUGAAGCAGGUCCACCCGGACAUCGGGAUCUCGAGCAAGGCCAUGGGCAUCAUGAACAGCUUCAUCAACGACAUCUUCGAGAAGAUGGCCCAGGAGGCGUCGCGGCUCGCGAGGUACAACAAGAAGCCGACCAUCACUUCCCGGGAGAUUCAGACCGCCGUGAGGCUUGUGCUUCCCGGCGAGCUUGCCAAGCACGCCGUGUCGGAGGGGACGAAGGCGGUGACUAAAUUCACUAGCUCUUGA
This is a messenger RNA of Striga hermonthica, 435 nucleotides long. NCBI's taxonomy places the organism in Eukaryota, Viridiplantae, Streptophyta, Magnoliopsida, Lamiales, Orobanchaceae. The record is from the annotation of a GenBank genome assembly.